Messenger RNA from Haliotis rufescens (red abalone), 8836 nucleotides. Its product is annotated as notchless protein homolog 1-like. Gene Ontology annotation, biological process: Notch signaling pathway; ribosomal large subunit assembly. The record is from RefSeq and is a predicted model, not a curated record. Gene Ontology annotation, molecular function: protein binding. Lineage: Eukaryota; Metazoa; Mollusca; Gastropoda; Lepetellida; Haliotidae. Gene Ontology annotation, cellular component: nucleolus. Bases 416 to 1894 code for a protein of 492 amino acids. The transcript has 16 exons.
AACAGCGGUCAGGUGUCAGACUUGCAUCAGUCAGUAAAUGUCAUAUAUUUUACGAGCGCUUAAUUUAUUUAAUCAUCGGCACUUUAUAUUCAGAGUAAGUUCCCUUGAAAGGGAAGUUAUUGCGAAUGAAAUUCGAGAGACAGUUUAUCAAAAGUUACGAUUAAUUGGUCCUUUAUGUAAUUAUGUCAACAACAAAAAUGUAUUGUGUUGUAACUAGUAAGCCCCGAAGAACAUUUCUUUAAUGAAAAGUGAAGUGGUUAUUUUCAAAUAUGAACGAAUGCCUCUUCAUGUAAAUAAUGUCUCCCGUAGGCGGAAGCACGUGGUGCCGAUCAAAACAUUGCAACACACGUGUUGACGUUUCAAUUUUAUCAGACUAUUUGGGAUUAUAUCUUCGUUUGAAACAAACAACAAGGAAAUGAGCACCGGCAUGGGAAAUGGGGAGGUAACUCCCCAUACGGAGGAGGAGGAGGUGGGGAAGCGCGUGCUGGCCCAGUUCAAGAGCGAGACGGGAGAGGUGGCAGGAAAUCCGUUUGACUUGCCGGUUGAUAUCACCGUUGACAAGCUCAAACUAGUAUGCAGUGCCAUCCUCCAGAAAGAUGAAAGCACGCCAUAUUCAUUCUUUGUCAAUGAGACAGAGAUUCAGGAAAGCCUUGAGAAAACCCUACAGAAGGUCGAAGUGACCUCUUCAGAACAAGUGCUUGAUAUUGUGUAUCAGCCCCAAGCUGUAUUCCGAGUGCGAGCUGUCACACGCUGCACCAGCACAAUAGAGGGCCAUGCAGAUGCUGUUAUAGCAGUAGCCUUUAGUCCAGACGGAAGGCACCUUGCAAGUGGAUCUGGUGACACUACAGUCCGGUUUUGGGACGUCAGUACAGAGACUCCCCACUUCACAUGUAAAGGUCACAGACACUGGAUUCUGUGUAUUGCCUGGUCUCCGGAUGGGAACAAGUUGGCUUCAGGAUGCAAGAAUAGUCAGAUCUGUGUGUGGGAUCCCAACACAGGGAACCAGAUUGGCCGAACCCUGACCGGACACAAGCAGUGGAUCACAUGGUUGUCAUGGAAACCACUUCAUCUAGAUCCAGAAUGUCGCUAUUUGGCUAGUUCGUCCAAGGACGGCACGGUGAGGAUCUGGGACACCGUGCUCGGCCACACCCACCUGACACUGUCCGGGCACCUGCAGUCUGUGUCAUGUGUCAAGUGGGGGGGCACGGACCUUCUCUACACCGCGUCACAGGACCGCACUGUCAAGGUGUGGAGAGCCAGCGAUGGAGUGCUGUGUCGUACACUGCAAGGUCACAGUCACUGGGUGAACACAAUGGCCUUGAGCACUGACUAUGUCAUCCGGACAGGAGCCUUCGACCCAAAAGAUGCUAAACUGGUCCACAGAGACGUCACGGAAUCAGGUGAGGAGUUGUCGAAGCUUGCUCUACAGAGAUACAAUGCUGUCAAGGGCACGUCGCCAGAGAGACUAGUGACAGGGUCCGAUGACUUCACACUGUUCCUGUGGCAUCCGGAGGAGGAGAAGAAACCUGUGUGUCGCAUGACAGGGCACGCUCAACUCAUCAAUGAGGUUCUCUUCUCCCCCGAUACCAGGCUCAUCGCCAGUGCAUCCUUCGACAAGUCGGUCAAGGUCUGGGAUGGAAGAUCUGGAAAGUUCAUAGCAUCUCUGCGGGGCCACGUGAGCCGAGUGUACCAGGUGGCGUGGUCUGCUGACAGUCGGCUGCUGUGUAGCGGUAGUUCCGACUCCACACUCAAAGUCUGGGACAUGAAGACCAGGAAGCUCCUGUGCGAUCUCCCAGGCCAUGCAGACGAGGUAUACUCUGUAGACUGGAGUCCAGAUGGUCAGCGGGUGGUCAGUGGAGGGAAGGACAAGGUGCUCAAAGUCUGGCGACAUUGACAGCGUCUCUCACCGAAGACAGCCCCAACCUGGGAAGCAGCCAAUCAGCAGCCUCGGAACACGGCGAUGCAUCACGAUAUGACAAGGACAGAACCAACUCGUAGUUUCCUCCAGAACAUGGCAGUUCACUCAGAGGAGAUUAAACAUGUCAGCAGUUUUAUACAACAAGCACCAGUUCCCGUUGGGAGGAACGGUAAUAUGCCUGUGGCCUGCUUGUAGGCUACAGCCAUUAACAUGACAGUUGUGGACUAAAUAUGUCACUUGAGGAUCUGAGGAAGAGCUACGAGCAAUGAGCAGCAUGUUUACGUGUGUUGAAACACUGCUUUAUGCUUUAUGUGUACUGACACACUUUAAAAACGCAUGUUCAAAUUUUUGUAAUAUUUGGCAAAAUGGCCACAAAUGAAAUUAAGUUUUCGGGGUAUUUAGGCAUAAGAUAUUAAAACACCAAAACGUUGUAAAAGAUUCAAAUCUCAUUUUAUGUGUUUGAAGGCCCAUAUUCAAUUUUUGGUAAUAUUUGGCAAAAUAGUCACAAAAGGAAAUUAAGUUUUCGGAGUAUUUAGGCAUAAUAUAUUAAAACACCAAAAUGCCGUAAAAGGUUCAAAUCUCAUUUGAUGUGUUUGAAGGCCCAUAAUUCAAGUUUUUGUAAUAUUUGGCAAACUGGCCACAAAAUGAAAUUAAGUUUUUUGAGUAUUUAGGCAUAAGAUAUUAAAACACCAAAAUGCCGUAAAAGGUUUCAAAUCUCAUUUGAUGUGUUUGAAAGCCCAUAUUGAAAUUUCUGUAAUAUUUGGCAAAAUGGCCACAAAAUGAAAUUAAGUUUUCGGGUAUUUAGGCAUAAGAUAUCAAAACACCAAAAUGUUGGAAAGGGUUCAAAUCUCAUUUGAUGUGUUUGAAAGCCCAUAUUGAAUUUUCUGUAAUAUUUGGCAAAAUGGCCACAAAUGAAAUUAAGUUUUCGGGGUAUUUAGGCAUAAGAUAUCAAAACACCAAAACGCCGUAAAAGGUUAAAAUCUCAUUUGAUGUGUUUGGAGGCCCAUAUUCAAUUUUUGGUAACAUUUGGCAAAAUGCUCACAAAUGAAAUUAAGUUUUUGGGGUAUUAAGGCAUAAGAUAUUAAAACACCAAAACGUUUUAAAAGAUUCAAAUCUCAUUGAUGUGUUUGAAGGCCCAUAUUCAAGUUUUUGUAAUAUUUGGCAAACUGGCCACAAAAUGAAAUUAAGUUUUCGAGUAUUAAGGCAUAAGAUAUUAAAACACCAAAAUGCCGUAAAAGGUUCAAAUCUCAUUUGAUGUGUUUGAAAGCCCAUAUUGAGAUUUCUGUAAUAUUUGGCAAAAUGGCCACAAAAUGAAAUUAAGUUUUCGGGGUAUUUAGGCAUAAGAUAUCAAAACACCAAAAUGUUGUAAAGGGUUCAAAUCUCAUUUGAUGUGUUUGAAAGCCCAUAUUGAAUUUUCUGUAAUAUUUGGCAAAAUGGCCACAAAAUGAAAUUAAGUUUUCGGGGUAUUUAGGCAUAAGAUAAUAAAGAACAAAAAUGUCGAAAGGGUUCAAAUCUCAUUUGAUGUGCUUGUAAACUAAUAUUGAAUUUUGUAAUAUUUGGCAAAAUGGCAACAAAAUGAAAUUAAGUUACUUGGUAUUUAGGCAUAACAUAAUCAAACGUAAUAAUGUUGUCGUAAGGGUUCAAAUGACAUUUGAUGUGUUUUGAGAUAACUGCUAAAAUCAUUUCCUUGUCAAAAUCAUUUCCUUGUCAUUCAUUUUGAUUUACCGGUAAUGUGGAUUUUGGGUUUUCAUUGUGUUUCAGUAUAUAUGAUAAGCAUAGGCAGAUAUCAACAUUUAUCUGAUAGUUCUUAUAGGGUUUUAUUUACUUAGGGAAAUGUGGUACAGGGGAAUAUGGCUUUAGUCAUUGUUCUUGGAAUGUCUCAAUCUUGAACUGGUUAGUAGUGCUUUAAUUUCCAAAAACACACCAUCAUAUAAUGUAAAUGUUUUUUAAAAUGGGUGUUUUCAUAUUUUCAUUGAUUGUACUGGUAGCUUAUGGAUAUGUGAAUAUGAAAUAUUAUGUAUAUGUAAAUAUGAAUUGUUAAUGUAUCAGUGCAAAUGAUGUAUUUUAGAUAAUCAUGUAUGUGUUAUGUUGAAACCAGUGAUGGAGAAUGGAGAGCUACUUUUAAUGCUUCACACUCAGCAUCACUCUGGCACGGAUGAGGACUUCCAUUCACGGUCAUGUUGAUAUGAUUGUCAUUUGAGUAUCCGACACAGGAAGCUGCCUAACUUUGUGAAGCAUCCCUAAAAUGCCUUUGUAAUACAUUGGUCAGUGCAAAGUGGAUCUCCUUCGAUGAACUGUCCUCACAUUGUUGUAUUGUUAAAUCAUGGAGAUCGUAAUGUUUUACUAAAUGAUUAUAAUUAUGAUUAAGACUUAUUUAUGUUGCCUGGAAUGAUAGUCAAAUGUUCUGAAGAAGUUUUUCUGUUCAAUCAGUAUGUUUUUAAAUAUAUGAUUUCAGAUGUAUGUGAGCUUUUCAAAGUGUUUUGAUGAUUGUCCGUACUAAUAUUUCAUACCUUUAUGUGGACUAUCUAUAUUGAAGACUUCCCUUUUUGAAGUUGUUUUACUCAGUAGUGGGAUUGACAGUCCUAACAAUAGUAGGAGGGAUUUAGAUUUAUCAGGUUUGCACAAUCACUGAAACCUGGGGAACAUUUUAAGAUCAAUCAUUAUUUAAUUUCGAAAAGUCUACCCAGCUUCUUCAAGAACGUCAUCCCGAAGCUGGGAUUCGGAUUGGGUAGAUUGAUGUUUCCCUGCCCUAAAGCAUUGCUAGGCAACUAUGGUAAUAACUUGUCUUGCUGUAAUAGUUUCUCCACAUUACUACAUUGCUCAAGGCUAUUGCCGAUGUGUUAUGUGGCUUAAAAGUCAACCAGUCUGACUUACUUGUGUUUAUCUUUCCCAGCUGCCUGUCUAUCUAACUUGUCUGUCUUUAUCUUUUUCUCUUGUGAGAUUGAAAGUCCCGCCAUACUUGUGUUCCCUGCCUGGUGUUUGUUGAAUUCCAUCUCCAGGCAUCAGGAGGUGGUUGACACAAGUAUGAGCUGGUUGAUGUUCUCUCGCAGGUUCUCUUUCUUCCUCUGGUUAUCUCUCACAUCCACCACACUCUCCCUUUCUUUCACUAUUCUCCUUGUUCCUGUGGGAUUGAAAGUCCCGCCAUGCUUGUGUUUCCUGCCUGGUGGUUGUUGAAUUCCAUCUCCAGGCAUCAGGAGGUGGUUGACACAAGUAUGAGCUGGUUGAUGUUCUCUCGCAGGUUCUCUUUCUUCCUCUGGUUAUCUCUCACAUCCACCACACUCUCCCUUUCUUUCACUAUUCUCCUUGAUCCUGUGGGAUUGAAAGUCCCGCCAUGCUUGUGUUCCCUGCCUGGUGUUUGUUGAAUUCCAUCUCCAGGCAUCAGGAGGUGGUUGACACAAGUAUGAGCUGGUUGAUGUUCUCUCGCAGGUUCUCUUUCUUCCUCUGGUUAUCUCUCACAUCCACCACACUCUCCCUUUCUUUCACUAUUCUCCUUGAUCCUGUGGGAUUGAAAGUCCCGCCAUGCUUGUGUUCCCUGCCUGGUGGUUGUUGAAUUCCAUCUCCAGGCAUCAGGAGGUGGUUGACACAAGUAUGAGCUGGUUGAUGUUCUCUCGCAGGUUCUCUUUCUUCCUCUGGUUAUCUCUCACAUCCACCACACUCUCCCUUUCUUUCACUAUUCUCCUUGAUCCUGUGGGAUUGAAAGUCCCGCCAUGCUUGUGUUCCCUGCCUGGUGUUUGUUGAAUUCCAUCUCCAGGCAUCAGGAGGUGGUUGACACAAGUAUGAGCUGGUUGAUGUUCUCUCACAGGUUCUCUUUCUUCCUCUGGUUAUCUCUCACAUCCACCACACUCUCCCUUUCUUUCACUAUUCUCCUUGAUCCUGUAGGAUUGAAAGUCCCGCCAUGCUUGUGUUCCCUGCCUGGUGGUUGUUGAAUUCCAUCUCCAGGCAUCAGGAGGUGGUUGACACAAGUAUGAGCUGGUUGAUGUUCUCUCACAGGUUCUCUUUCUUCCUCUGGUUAUCUCUCACAUCCACCACACUCUCCCUUUCUUUCACUAUUCUCCUUGAUCCUGUGGGAUUGAAAGUCCCGCCAUGCUUGUGUUCCCUGCCUGGUGUUUGUUGAAUUCCAUCUCCAGGCAUCAGGAGGUGGUUGACACAAGUAUGAGCUGGUUGAUGUUCUCUCACAGGUUCUCUUUCUUCCUCUGGUUAUCUCUCACAUCCAUCACACUCUCCCUUUCUUUCACUAUUCUCCUUGAUCCUGUGGGAUUGAAAGUCCCGCCAUGCUUGUGUUCCCUGCCUGGUGGUUGUUGAAUUCCAUCUCCAGGCAUCAGGAGGUGGUUGACACAAGUAUGAGCUGGUUGAUGUUCUCUCACAGGUUCUCUUUCUUCCUCUGGUUAUCUCUCACAUCCACCACACUCUCCCUUUCUUUCACUGUUCUCCUUGAUCCUGUGGGAUUGAAAGUCCCGCCAUGCUUGUGUUCCCUGCCUGGUGUUUGUUGAAUUCCAUCUCCAGGCAUCAGGAGGUGGUUGACACAAGUAUGAGCUGGUUGAUGUUCUCUCACAGGUUCUCUUUCCCCUUCUUGCCCCCCACUCUCAGUCCCGGGCCUUGUGGAAGCCAGGUUGUUACAACAUUCACCGUCACGCUGAGUACCCAGGUGCUAUUGCCCACAUGGGUGCAAUGUGUGAAACCCAAUUUUGGUAGCCCCAACUGUGACAUGCCUGGAAUAUUGCGAAUCAAAAGGCAUUUAACCUCAAUCACACACUUAACAUAAUUCAUUUUGUCUUGACAUUCUCUCACAAUGUCAUUAUAAAUUUCUGAUUAUCUCACUCAUUCACUCACCAUCUGGGGUACCACAAUUCUCUUUGCAGAGUUGUGCCCCUUGGGUAUGCUAUGAUCUAAUGAUUAUGGGUUCGAAUCCCAGUAUCACCCUGAUUAUGAUCCUUGGUUUGUCAGCACCAUGUCUGUGCACAUGUGUUUCACCAUAGUGGUAAACACAUAAGAUCUGCCUCACUUCAAGCUUUCCUCCCACAUUAAGCUGAUAUGCUGUGGUAUGACUGAAAAAACAGUUGAAAGCAGUGUCAACCAAACACUCCACCACUUACCUUUCACUCUCCCUUUCUUUCACUAUUCUCCUUGAUCCUGUGGGAUUGAAAGUCCCGCCAUGCUUGUGUUCCCUGCCUGGUGGUUGUUGAAUUCCAUCUCCAGGCAUCAGGAGGUGGUUGACACAAGUAUGAGCUGGUUGAUGUUCUCUCACAGGUUCUCUUUCUUCCUCUGGUUAUCUCUCACAUCCACCACACUCUCCCUUUCUUUCACUCUUCUCCUUGAUCCUGUGAGAUUCCUUGCUUGAAUAGGGGGUGCUUCUCCAUGCACCCAGCAUCCACAUGCAUAUGCAGUACGAGGUGGUGCCCCUACAUGCAGUACGAGGUGGUGCCCCUCCAUGCAGGAGGAGGUGGUGCCCCUCCAUGCAGUACAAGGGGGUGCCCCUCCAUGCAGUACGAGGCGGUGCCCCUCCAUGCAGGACGAGGUGGUGCCCCUCCAUGCAGUACGAGGCGGUGCCCCUCCAUGCAGGAGGAGGUGGUGCCCCUCCAUGCAGUACGAGGCGGUGCCCCUCCAUGCAGGAUGAGGAGGUGCCCCUCCAUGCAGUAUGAGGCGGUGCCCCUCCAUGCAGGAGGAGGUGGUGCCCCUCCAUGCAGGAUGAGGUGCUGCCCCGAUUCUCCCUCCUCACACAUGGAUGUCUGGGAAUGACAUGUCCCCAGUACCCCAUAAGAGCCUUCAAGAAGGAGAAUCUUGUGGUUAAAAUGUUUCAUCUUCUCAAGGUGUCAAACAUCAAAUAUUAAUGAUCAUUGCUCAAAUCACUGGUUUGUCUGGUGGAGAAUCUAUUACUUACAGGCAGCCAUGCUGAUAAUAUGCCUGGGUAAUAUUGUCGUCCCAACUCACCCUUCUGAAGUCUGUACAACAAGCAGGUGGUCAACCCAGUCAACUUCCCACUUGGGGGUGACAAACACUAAAGCUGUUUUUAAUCCAGUACAACAAGCAGAAGGUCUCCCCAGUCCAAUUCCCACUUUGGGAUGACGAACACUAAAGCUGUUUUCAAUCAAGUAGAGGAUGAUGAUGUUUAUUUGAUGAAAAAUUUAGUGAUUAGAUCCUACUUGUGUUUGAAAAUCCAAAGUUGAUCAUUUGUGUGCAAACACAAAUACAUUCAUUAGUGUAAUUUCAGAUAUUUUUAUAUUCUGUUUGUGGGGGUAAUAUAUUUGUCGAUAUGUGUAUGUGCUAACUUGGUUAUUUAUGGUACGCAAACCAGAAUCAUGAUGAAAUUGUUUGAAUAUUUUUUACUUUAUUGUUGAAAAUUAUUUUUUUCUGAAGCGUAAGAUGUGAUUUGGGUAACAGUUGAUUUAUCACACAGGGUUUCUCUGCUUAUUUGUAAAAUGUCCACAUAUUCUCUAACAGCAGAGAGACCUCUACGAGUGUCAGAGAAUGUGAUAUAUUAUGUUCAUUUUGAAAUACUGAAUUAUUACUCUAGCAAUUACUGGUUAUUCUACCAGUAUGUUAUCAGCUGGAUGUGUAUUCCAUAUGAAAUCAGCGCAAGAGGCUGGUUUCUCAGAGUGAACCAAGGAGGUCUGUCACAGGCACACAUAGAACAUUUGUCAGGGUUAGUUGUGUAUUCUGUCUAUCAAUACAGCAGUGCUUGUACAACCCCUGCAGGGCGAAGCACAUAGAACAUUUGUCAGGGUUAGUUGUGUAUUCUGUCCAUCAAUACAGCAGUGCUUGUACAACCCCUGCAGGGCGAAGCACAUUGAACAUUUGUCAGGGUUAGUUGUGUAUUCUGUCCAUCCAUACAGCAGUGCUUGUACAACCCCUGCAGGGCAAAGCACAGAGUCCCAUGUUGUUCUCAUGGACACAUGGGAUGCCAAUAAAUUAAAACCUUUA